ACUUCCAACCCCCACAACCUAAAGAGUCACCAGACCGUAAUAAAUUAACUAGGAAAUAUCGAUCUCAUGGUUCAUGCUAUUCUUUCUUGCUACCAAAUUCUUGGUACCAAAAAACGAGCUAACAUUAUGUUAAAAUCCCAUUUAUGGAAUUCUAGCGCAGCACAUUUUACAUCAAACACUAACCCAAAGGCCAAACCAUUCAUCCUCCUCUUGCUUCCAGCUUCUCGUAAAGAUGUCGAAAACCAACAAUAACUCCAUUAAUGGUGCUACAACAAACCACAUCGACAGUAUUAUUAGCACUACCACCUGUGAUUGUGAGCCAAGAAGGCCGGGGAAGGCAACUGUACUGGCACUAGGCAAGGCCUUCCCCAGCCAACUCAUCCCACAGGAAUGCUUGGUCGAAGGCUAUUUCCGAGACACCAAAUGUGAUGACUCCGCCAUUAAAGAGAAGUUGGAGCGUCUGUGCAAGAACACCACUGUGAAGACGAGGUACACAGUCAUGUCCAAGGAGAUCCUAGACAAGUACCCAGAACUGACAACAGAGGGCUCACCGACGAUCAAGCAAAGGCUCGAAAUAGCAAACCCAGCAGUACUGGAGAUGGCACUGGAAGCAAGCCUUGCCUGCAUCAAGGAAUGGGGGAGACCAGUAGGAGACAUCACCCACAUCGUCUAUGUCUCCUCCAGCGAAAUCAGAUUACCAGGAGGAGACCUCUACCUGGCGAGCGGGCUCGGCCUGCGCAGUGACGUCGGUCGUGUAAUGCUAUACUUUCUUGGCUGUUACGGCGGCGUCACCGGCCUUCGCGUGGCCAAGGACAUAGCCGAGAACAACCCCGGCAGUCGCGUUCUGCUAACGACAUCAGAGACUACCAUCUUGGGCUAUCGCCCUCCUAACAUGGCACGCCCUUACGAUCUCGUUGGUGCUGCUCUGUUCGGCGAUGGCGCUGCAGCACUCAUCAUCGGGACAGACCCAAUAAGUCAGAUAGAAUCUCCAUUCAUGGAGCUCAACUUCGCAGUGCAACAGUUCUUGCCAGGGACGCAUAACAUAAUUGAUGGUCGCCUGUCCGAGGAGGGUAUAAAUUUCAAACUGGGGAGAGAUCUCCCACAGAAGAUCGAAGACAACAUCGAAAGCUUCUGCAGGAUGCUCAUGGAGAAGGCCAAUCUGAAGGAGUUCAACGACCUGUUCUGGGCUGUUCAUCCCGGGGGGCCUGCAAUACUAAACCGCCUAGAGAGCUGUCUCAGUCUGAAAGCAGACAAGUUGCAGUGCAGCAGGAGGGCAUUGAUGGAUUAUGGGAAUGUGAGCAGCAAUACCAUCUUCUAUGUCAUGGAUUACAUGAGGGAAGAACUGAAGGGGGGAGGUGGGGAGGAGUGGGGGCUAGUGUUGGCAUUUGGGCCUGGGAUCACCUUUGAAGGCAUCCUUGUUCGUAGCCUGCUGCAAUGAUAUGUGCCAAAAGCAGACCCUCAAAAAUUUCUUCAAGGUUUAUUGUUGUUUGUCUCUGGGGUUGGAUUAUGUUUUAUAGAGUUGAUGCAUCAAUUAGUACUCAUGUUGAUGACCUACAUGUGCUGUGAACAAAUUAAAUAGACAUUAUCAUAAAGUUCUCUAGUAAAGAAAUUCUGUGGCUCAAUAUUUCAGAAUUUUCGGUAUCAUCCUAAAUACUCUCAUUGAACAUCAUAUCCCUUGUUAAAAGACUUUUCUGUUAAUAGUUACACAAAUAAGAGAGAAAUAGUGAGAAUGAACUUAUGGGCUUUUAGAGGGGUCGAAUGACCAUCUCGACUACUAGGUCUUUGGCAAAUGUUUGUAGUUUAUAAUAAUAGAAUAAAUGGUUAUACAUAUUAAGUGUUAGGUUGGGGAGAACGAACUCAUUUUCUCUUGAUUUGGCAAGAUAUCAGAUUGGUUGGUAUGAAGAUAGAUUUGGUGACAUGUUAUAUUAAAACUUAACUAAGAUGGGCAUUUUGGUUCAUUCAAAUUCAAAGACGAGUCAAAUUUCUAAGUGUUGAAGAGUAAGUAUUUAAAGUUUGAAGAAUUUUGUGAUGUUAGGGGAGCUCACGGUUUGGUUAACUGAUUGACCGGUUUCUAUUUUUGAUCGAUUCAGUUCUUCAGUUUUUAUAUUUA
Nelumbo nucifera (sacred lotus) is the source of this 2110-nucleotide messenger RNA. Its product is annotated as type III polyketide synthase A-like. NCBI's taxonomy places the organism in Eukaryota, Viridiplantae, Streptophyta, Magnoliopsida, Proteales, Nelumbonaceae. Gene Ontology annotation, biological process: polyketide biosynthetic process. Gene Ontology annotation, molecular function: acyltransferase activity, transferring groups other than amino-acyl groups. The record is from RefSeq and is a predicted model, not a curated record.